AUUCUAAGGAAGCUGUAGUCUCUACUGAUUCACAUUUGCAUUCAUUACUCUAAAUAUGUCACUAAAAAGUUUCAUCGGGAACCAUCUAGGAUCCAGAGUUCUCUGGUGAGCUGUGAGCUUGAUAUACUCAAGUGAGGACACAACCUUCUAUCGGCAGAGGAACAGCAGAAAGGAAACUCCCUCAGCAUCUGCAUGCCUGGAGCUACUGCCCCCUUCUUGUUAUUCCCCUCCUUACAGCCAGGGGGAACUACACACAUCACUCAACAUGAACAGAUGUUCUGUGGCGACCUGCCAUCGCCUCAAGUGAGCCUAUGGUGGAUGUCAUCUCCCCAAUGAAUCAACAUAACCCGCUCUCGGUCCACGAUGUGAGGGUUUCCCAUUUGGUCUCAGCGACAACAGGAUUUUAAUUAUGGCCACCAUCCCAGGCCUGCGAACUGGUGUGAUCGAACUCUAAAGCCGCCCACUGUGGGAGACCUCUGGGUGAGCUGAAGUUGGAGCAGUAACUCUUUAACAUGAGAUCAGCCAGCAGCCCUGCCUGUCUUUGCCCUCUGCUGCUGUGCCUGUGUGUGAUCCAGAGGAGCCACGGGACGCCUUCCCCAACCAGUUCCGUUAGACCCACACUGAGCCACAACCAGUCCAAACCGGUCGACGUAGAGAAGGAUGCGCACCAUCGGCCCAAAAGAGGCUGGAUCUGGAAUCAGUUCUUCGUUUUGGAAGAGCACAUUGGUUCGGAAGCGCAGUACGUUGGGAAGUUACACUCAAACUCAGACAAAGGUGAUGGCUCAGUCCAGUAUCUCCUCUCUGGAGAAGGUGCCGGUACCAUAUUCGUAAUCAAUGAGAUGACAGGCGACAUUCAUGCUAAGAAAAGUCUGGACAGAGAAAAGAAGAGCCAUUAUGUUCUCCACGCUCGGGCCAUCGACCGCUUCACCAAUAGAGCUGUGGAACCUGAGUCCGAAUUUAUCAUCAAGGUGCAAGAUGUGAAUGACAACGCCCCCAAGUUCCCAGACGGACCCUUUUCAGCCUCCGUGCCUGAGAUGGCAGACAUCGGAACUUCAGUAUUCCAAGUCACUGCCACAGAUGCCGACGACCCCACAUAUGGAAACAGUGCCAAGAUUGUCUACAGUAUUCUACAAGGGCAGCCUUUCUUCACUGUUGAUCCCAAAAGUGGUGUCAUCAGGACUGCGUUGCCAAACAUGGACAGAGAAUCAAGAGAGAUGUACUCGGUCAUCAUCCAAGCCAAAGACAUGGCCGGAUCUGUAGGGGGUCUGUCUGGAUCCACCACCGUCAACAUCACACUAACCGAUGUCAAUGACAAUCCACCCAGAUUCUCACAAAAGAACUAUCAGUUGUACGUGCCAGAAUCUGCUCAGGUAGGAAAAGCUGUUGGGAAAAUCAAAGCGAACGAUGAAGACAUCGGCGUUAACGCUGAGAUGACAUACAAAAUCGCCAAUGAAGAAGGAGCCGCCAUGUUUUCCAUCUCCACUGACAGUGACAAAAAAGAAGGGGUCAUUUCCCUAAGAAAGCCUCUGGACUAUGAGAAGAAAAAGGCGUAUACCUUGAACAUAGAAGGUGUCAACACUAAUCUGGAUCCUCGUUUUUCUUACCUGGGACCUUUCAAAGACAUCACAACCCUAAAGCUCAUCAUUGGGGAUGUUGACGAAGCUCCAGUGUUUACUAUGGACUAUUAUAUCAUGGAUGUGUAUGAGAACGCUCCAGCUGGCACAGACGUUGGCACGGUAACUGCUCAAGACCCGGACAGCACCAGAAGCAAAGUCAAGUAUCUCAUUGACCAGAAUACUGAAGGUGAUACACUUUUCAGCAUUGAUGCCAGCAGUGGACUCAUAAAAACUACCAGAAGUCUAGACAGAGAAGAGGCUGCCUGGCAUAACGUCACUGUGAUGGCUUCAGAGAUUGACAAUCCAAAUCUGGUGAGCUUUGUACCAGUGACAGUGCAGGUGUUGGAUAUCAAUGAUAAUGCCCCUUAUAUUGCCACAGACAGCGCUCUCAUCGUGUGUGAAGGCUUCAAGGCAGGCCAGGUUAUUCAGACCAUCAGGGCAACAGAUAAGGACAACUUUGCCAAUGGCCAGUUCUCAUUUGCUUGGCCAGAAGACCUUCCAGUGAAUCCAAACUUCACUCUGAAGGACAAUGAAGAUAGCAGCGCGAGCGUGUUGGCACGCAGGCAAGGCUUCAGCCAGGCGGAACAAGAGCUGUACCAGCUGCCGGUGGUUGUGUGGGAUGGAGGAGAGCCACUUCUCAGCAGCACCAGCACACUUACGCUCAGGGUGUGUCCAUGCCAGCGUGGGGCCAGAGCUCCUGUAUGCAGAGCUCAAGCGUUCCUGUCCUCGGCUGGUCUCAGCACUGGAGCUCUCAUCGCCAUCCUCCUAUGUGUUCUCAUCCUUCUGGCCAUUGUGGUUCUGUUUAUCACUCUGCGUAGUAAGAAGAGCAAAAAGGAGCCUUUGAUCAUCUCGGCGGAGGACAUUAGAGAGAACGUGGUGACAUACGACGACGAGGGUGGAGGCGAGGAAGACACCGAGGCCUUUGACAUAGCAGCACUGAGGAACCCCGCGGCAGCCGAGGAGAUGAGGCUAAGAAAGGACUUUCAGUCGGAAUUGUGGAGGGCUAUGAGUUCAGAGGUCCUCAGCCCAUCUUUGACCCUACCAGAUGAGGACAUCCACGAUGUGAUUAAACUGAAAGUGGUUGAGGCCGAUCGGGAUAUGAGCGGGCCUCCGUACGAUUCUCUUCAAACGUAUGCCUACGAGGGCCGUGGUUCCACUUCUGGUUCGAUCAGUUCUCUGGACCUGCCUGAACCUCAGUCAGAUCUGGACCUCAGUCAGGUAGACAACUGGGGACCUGAGGUACAAAUACUCAGCAGACUCUUUCAAGAGAAAGGCAACCAGCACACCCCGUAAUGGCUGUGCAUGUUUGUAAACCAAGAAGUCGCGUGUUGUUUUCCUGUUGUCUGGUCAAAUGGGACUACAGUCAAACUUUUUUGUCAUCCAGUUUUACUGUGGGAUUAUAUGGCUGUUGUUUUUCACUGGCCUCUUCAAGUGGAAGAAAGUAAGUUGAUUUUUAAAGUAAAAGUUUAAAAUUGAGAAAAAAAAUUCAGAACUCAUAAAGGAAGCUAUUUUCCCUGGUGUAUAUUUUCUAUUGCUUAAUAAAAUUCAUGAUU
Messenger RNA from Paramisgurnus dabryanus, 3169 nucleotides. Its product is annotated as cadherin-18. Gene Ontology annotation, molecular function: beta-catenin binding; calcium ion binding; cadherin binding. Lineage: Eukaryota; Metazoa; Chordata; Actinopteri; Cypriniformes; Cobitidae. Gene Ontology annotation, cellular component: catenin complex; adherens junction; plasma membrane. The record is from RefSeq and is a predicted model, not a curated record. Gene Ontology annotation, biological process: adherens junction organization; calcium-dependent cell-cell adhesion; cell morphogenesis.